Molecule: messenger RNA, 8214 nt
Organism: Maniola jurtina (meadow brown)
Lineage: Eukaryota; Metazoa; Arthropoda; Insecta; Lepidoptera; Nymphalidae
Gene: Wnk
Product: nuclear receptor coactivator 6
Exons: 37
Coding region: 678-8045 (2455 amino acids)
Biological process (GO): protein phosphorylation; positive regulation of sodium ion transmembrane transporter activity; intracellular signal transduction
Cellular component (GO): cytoplasm
Molecular function (GO): chloride channel inhibitor activity; potassium channel inhibitor activity; protein serine/threonine kinase activity
Source: RefSeq, a predicted model, not a curated record
CCAGAAAAAUGCAUACUUUGUGCGCUUGACGGACUGUCAAUGCAAUUUUUACUCUAUUUAUUCAGCUUGGUUUAGCUAUGCGCCAUUCUUAUUGUAAUAAAACGGGCGAUGCAUGCAGGUUCUAGACACUGUGCGAGUAAAAUACCAAGUAAAGUGAGUGAAACUGAUAAAAAUUCCAAGUGACAGGAGACGAUGGGCGAGCAGCGUUGGACGUCGUGUUUUCUCGAUAACAUCAAGAAACUAAACAAAUCCUGCAAUAACUUUCCAAAAUUAUCCUCAAGACUGUUUAUAGUUUAAAUAAUUUUUUUUUCGGUUCAAGUAAUUUAGGGUAUGAACAAGUUCUAGUUAAAAAAAAAAAAAACAGGAAAAGAAUGCCAACAUUGCGAGAGAGAAUAAAAAGACGGAACUAGUUAUCUAUUUAUUUUAAUAUAAUAUUUAAUCAAUAAAUAGCUUUUAGCCCAUUUACUUUAAUUUAAACAAGUUAUCCAUGAAAUAACACUGGGUACAAUGGAAUUGCAAAUAUUCAAAACAUUGAGAUUGUGAUGGUGUCGAUUAUUUAUUUGUUCAUUUAAGUUAUCGUUAGUAGUAACUAGUAAAUAACUUAUAAUUUGAGAUUAUUAGUAUCACAAUGUAUGUUUGGAGUGGUAGUUUGUGAUAGUUUGUCUUGAUGGAGCAACAUGGACAACAUGUCGUCGAACAUGUCUUUACGCAGCAAAAGGAAAGACAACCUUAUCACGAGGAAGCAGGACAAGAGCCCAGAAAAGACUAUAAGGGGUACAAGAGGCGCCUACAGGGGCGUCCCUUCUACUUCAAAGCGCGAUGAGGACACGGAUGGCUCCACCGAGCGGCUGGAUCGGCCCAAGAAGUUCCUGUCGCAGAACAAGAGCAACUAUGGGCUGGGCAAGCGACCUGACUUCUCCUUGAAGAAUCGCAAUGUGCAUCUCGCUUCUUCCCGAUAUGGACAGAUGACAUCAGGCCUGCACGGGCACGGACACCAGAUCUCGCAGCCGGCGCACCAUCUAGAGUCCACAGUACUGCCGGCCAAGGAGAAAACCGUGCACGGCAAGGAAAAGACCUUCAAGGUGGUGGUCGGCGGCGAGGUGGGCGUGAUGAAGACUCCAGUCCUGGGCCCGCGGCCCUACAACGCGCUGGCGAUCAUACACACUCAGCAGAGCAACACCUUCGACAUGCUCAACUCGCUCACUACCAGCGUUGCGAGUCAGCCAGUAGUGGGCGGGUACCGACGGCGCAGCUCGGGCCAGGGCGCGAUCUGCGACCCGGAACUAGACGACAGUGGAAACAAACUCGUCGCCCGGCUUGAGGACGAUGCCUUCAUCUCUGAACAGGAUCUGGAAGAGAACAUAGAGGCUACAGAAAAGGGUCUCCCUCACGCACCGACCGACACCGCGGAAGAACAACAGGAGAAACCACAAAAUGGAGUGUACGAUCGGUUCGAGUUAGAAAAAUUAGAGGAUAAAGACAAAGAGAAGAUCGACAAAGAAGAUGAGGAGGAACCUAUCGGAGUGUCGCCGUGUGGAAGGUUCUUCAAGUACGAUAAGGAAGUCGGUAGGGGGUCCUUCAAAACAGUCUACCAAGGUCUCGACACGCAGACCGGGGUCGCCGUUGCUUGGUGCGAGUUGCUGGAGAAAAAACUCAACAAAACAGAGCGACUCCGGUUCCGAGAGGAGGCUGAUAUGCUGAAGAAGUUGCAGCAUCCAAACAUCGUGCGCUUCUACAACUACUGGGAGGGCACGGUCGCUAAGAAGAAGAACAUCGUCCUCAUCACAGAACUCAUGGUCUCCGGCACGCUCAAAACAUAUCUCCGUCGCUUCAAGAAAAUAAACACGAAGGUGCUUAAGUCAUGGUGUCGGCAGAUUCUCAAGGGCCUUAACUUCCUACACUCCAGAACACCGCCUAUUAUUCAUAGAGAUCUGAAAUGUGACAACAUCUUCAUAACGGGCGGCACGGGUAGUGUGAAGAUCGGUGACCUGGGACUCGCUACUCUCAAGAAUAGGAGUUUCGCCAAGUCUGUUAUUGGAACGCCGGAAUUCAUGGCGCCCGAGAUGUACGAGGAGCACUACGACGAGUCGGUGGACGUGUACGCGUUCGGCAUGUGCAUGCUGGAGAUGGCCACCGGGGAGUACCCGUACAGCGAGUGCAGUGGCCCCGCGCAGAUCUACAAGAAAGUCGUCUCGGGCGUGAAACCGCAAAGCUUAGAGAAGGUCGCAGUACCAGAAGUAAAGGACAUCAUCGAGUCUUGCAUCAGGCCCAACAAAGCUGACAGGCCGAAAGUGAAGGAUCUGCUCAACCACGAGUUUUUCGGCGAAGAUAUCGGCCUUCGGUUAGAGAUCGUGGGCCGAGACCUUGUCACCUCUUCAGACAUCACAAAGAUAGAGUUCCGAUUGAAGAUCAUCGAUCCGAAGAAAAGGUCGUUCACCCACAAGGAAAACGAGGCGAUACAAUUCGAAUUCGAUAUGGAGAAUGAUGAUUGUGAAGAAAUAGCAAAAGACAUGGCCAAGUCUUGUCUCAUCAUGGAGGAGGAUGUUCGCAUUGUUACCAAGCUCCUCAAGUCGCAGAUUAUUAGUCUCAAACGCGAGAGGAGCGAGAAGAAGGCCCAAAUGCUGUUCAACCAGGAGAUCAUCAAUGAGCAGAAUCAGCAGCAGCAGUUGCUGUUAGAGCAGCAGUUGAGACAGGUGAAAAUGAUCCAAAACCAACAGCAGCAAGUCGGCCCUGUGGAUCAAGUUAAAGCCGGACUACUCAAUGGCGUGGGUCCACAGCCAAGUUUAACAUCUGUGCAACUGGACCAACAGUCCCAACUGCUGCAAGCCCAGCAACAGCUAUUCCAGCAUCAGUUCCAGCAACAUCUCACCAACGAGGAGAAGGCCAUGAAGCUGUUCCAGCAAAACCUGAUGCAGGCGCGCGUGUCGCCCAGCCUCGCCGCCGACCAGCAGCUCUUCCAGCAGCAGCAGCAACUCCUCGAACAGAACCUCAAACAGCAGGUGAUGAUGGAGCAAAACCUCCUCAACCAGCACAUGCUGGAGCACACCGUCAACAGCCAGGCGCUCAUGGAGCAGCAGCAAACGCCGCUACAGCCGGGUCUACUGAACCAGCAGCUCGUAGCUAACGAGAUCAACAGCCAAAACCAGGUGCUACAGCAGCAUAUCAUCCAGCAGCAACAGAACAUCAUCGCACACCAAGCUGCAGCUAUCCACCAAAAACAGCUGGAGGAGCAACUAUCAGCGCAGGAGAACAUGAUGACCGGACCUCAGCCGAAUCUCGUUUCAGGCCAAGUAUUGGACCCGUCCCUUCAAACAUUACAAAAUAUACUAGCUCAAAUCAUUCACAGGCCGGAUUCCUUGCAAGCAAGGAAGGAGUCCGAGUCUGAGCAGAUGCAGCAACAGCAGCAGCAGCAGGUCAUCAAUCAGCAACAAGUCAUCAGUCAGCAACCGGAAAACGUCGAGAUCCAACCGACCACUCAGCAGGAAACGGAUGCCCAGCAAAGUAAAAAUUUCGCAAACGCUCAAGUUCAACUUCCCACUAGUCAGUUUAAUUUUCAACCAAAUCAGCAAUUUAUUCAGCCGAGUUUAUUACAAGCGGCCGUAGACCCGGUUAUAUUGGCGCAGCAGCAGCAAGUCGCGCAAGCGCAGCACCAGGUCGCACAAGCUCAGCAGCAGCUAAACAUGCAGAAGCAAAUGCUGGCCCAGCAGCAACUCGUAUUGCAGCAGCAGUUGUUAGCCCAGCAACAGUUAACGAUGCCGGGGCAGACGCUGUCGCCGCAGCACAUACGAAACUUGCAGCAGCAGCAAUAUCUAACACAGCAGGAGAUGCAAUUGCAAACUCAACAAAAUAUACUAGAUCAGCAGAAUUUUGCGUUGCUGACACAGAAGCAGCAGCUAAUGGGGCAGCAGCAGCAAAAAGUUGAGGAAAUGUUGCGGUCGCAGCGGCCUAUGUACACUAGGCAGGGGUCCGAGCAGAGUCAGAUGAGUUCUGCAGAUGUUCACGAUCAGCAGCAAACAUUAAUCUCGGAUCAGUAUCAACCGCAAAAUCCGCCGCUGCAAUCCCAAAUGUCCGUAGAUCAAUUGCAGUUCCAAAAUCAGCAGCAACAGCAACAGCAGCAGUUUGUAGAAAAGCAGAUGCAAAAACAGCCAUCUGAAGAACAGUAUCACCAAGUCCAUCAAAUGCAGGGUCAAUCCCUACCACAUAAUAUGGUGGCCCAUAACUUCAACCUGGUACAGCAGAAUGAGAGGCAGAUAUCUAGUCAUGAAGGCACUCCCGUGCAGAAUUUCCCUGCCAACCCUCUGCAGAUGUACCAGCAGAAUCAGCCUGCACAAACCAUGCCGAAUAUGGCAUAUCAAGAAUCGUCAAUUGCAAACUCAGUUCCUAGUUCGUUACCUCAGAAUCCACCCGCGACGCAUUAUCAACAAGUUGAAAACGUUCCGCAAUCGCUUCCUACGCCGAUGCCCGCUCAAAUUCAGCAGGAAGUACCUAUAAGUCAACCCCCUCAGACAAAUCAGAUUCCUCAAACGAGUCAGCCCGCAAGCAGUCAAAUGCCUCAAACAAGUCAACCACCAGCAAGUCAGAUUCCUCAAACAAGUCAAGUUCCUCAGACGAGUCAGCCUCUAUCAAGUCAGCAGGUUCCUCAGCCAAGUCAACCUCCACCAAGUCAGGUUCCCCAGACAAGCCAAGCUCCAGAAAUGGUGCCGCAACAACUCAACAUUCCUGUGGAGGAAGGAAUGACGAACGGUGGGCAGAAGGAACAGUUCCACACGCCAAUGACGGAGUUCCCGUCCGGCGCUACCCAUCAAGAGGCUAUUCGCCAACCCGAAUUAAGUUCCGUGGAGGAAAAACAGGCGGAGACUCAACAGGAGGCAGGUACAGCAGUACCCUCGCCCAUAUCAGGUGAGAAGAAAUCCCGGGGUUCGAAAAAGCGUUCCCGGGAGAAGGAGAAAUUCCCGCGCCUCACCGUGCUCACCGUCAGUGAUAACAACACGGUGGUCGAGUGCCAGCUCGAGUCCAAGUCCAAGACUGUUACCUUCAAGUUCCACGUGCCUGAUGUCAAUCCAGAAGAGCUGGCCAGCAACUUUGUGGCGAACAACUUACUACCCGAAUGGCAGAGCAGUGCGUUCAUGGAGUUGAUCGGCGACAUCGUGCGACAGUUGCGCGACCCCGGCGCGGCCAAGCCUCCCCUCGCUCCCCUCGCGCCGCCGGAACGACUGAGGCUCAAUAUUGAUAAGUCGGACUACGAUUCUGAGACGACGGAGCGAGAUGAAAACCUAACGGACUCGAAUCAGGACAACUCGGAAUGCACCACGCCCACUGCGUCGCAGGACAGUAUAGCGCUGGCCGAGCUGGCCGACGAGCCCGAGCCGCCCCCCCUCGCGCACGAGCCGCGCCCCCCCGCGCCGCUCCCCGCCGUCGCGCGCAAGAUCAGCACUGCGUCUUCUAUAGGUUCUAAUCAAUCCGACGGCGGGUCGCUAGCGGACAGAUCGGGCAGCACCGAGUCGAACGGCGAGCGCAAAUCACAAAAACCUACUCGUAAGAUAUCGAGGUUUCUAGUCAGCCCCGUCGUGGAUCGCGGCGAGGACGUCCCGGAGGAGAAAGGGGCGGACCGGCCCGAGGAGCGGCCGGCCGAAGUGCCCAAGCUCCCCGAACCUACCAAAGAGCCGCCCAGGGAACCGCCCCGGGAACAAGUCAACGGCCUGCCCGAGCCGGAGCCGGCGCCCACGCUGCCUGAAACGCAACCGGAAAUAAUAAGACCGGAACCAAUACAGAAGCCAAUACCGCAGACAGUUCCAGAAAACUUCGUUCCUACUCACCAGUAUUCACUCCCUUCACAACUCACGCAUACUCCCCAAACCAUCACCGACCACAGGCCUGAAGUCAAACAAAUACCGAGCGAACAAAACGUGCAACUACCUCAGAGCACUACACAGCCGAUUACCACCUCUAUGACAAACAAUAUACAGUCCACAAUCCCUCAAACGAUGCCCUUCCAGAGUAUAAACCAUACGCUGCUAAACGGAGCGUUGCAACCUAGUCUAACAAACUUAACAACUCCCUUACAAAUAGCAACAGAUACACCCUUGCUUGGGUUAAGUCAAGUUGGAACACCAGUCGUUGGUGGGGAUUUAGGUUUGAACCUUGGGCUGGCUCAAAUGGCGCCCGGGUUGGUAGAUCCUAUGGCCUUGAGCAGGCUUCAGUUGGGACAGCCAACCCUGACUCCGAAUUCAGGGAUGAACGAUACCCUGGCGAAUGCGGAAAACAUACAGAGGAUGUUGCUGAAGCAGAAUAUUAUCAACCAACAACAGAAUCUCCAAGGCCCCAAUCUAUUAGGGCUGCUCAACCAACCGCAGUUCCCACAACCAGAACUAGGGUUGCACAACAACCUGCUCAACACGCAACCUGGCGCAGGACGGCUGGCCUACGCUCCGCAGCGGUACUACCAGCCGAUGUUGGCCACGGCGAACGAUCUUAUAGGAGUACAACAGCAAGCUCUCCAAACAUCUGUGAAUCAAUUCAACCAGCCAAUGGGCCCGGCAUUCGGUUUAGGCCUGGGCCUCGGAUCUCCCCUACAGGCCGGUCUCGGCGCGCAGAAUCUCGGCCUCCAGCAGAACAUAGGCCUCGCCACCCAGAACUUAGCCCUUAACCAGAACCUUAUGGGCCAGAAUCUUGGACAAAACUUAGGCCUAGGGGGCCAGAAUUUAGGUUUAGGUCAGAAUCUCAUGGGGGGUCAGAGCCUGGCACUGGGGGGUCAAACUUUGGGGCUCGGAGGCCAGAACCUGUCGCUGAUGGGGCAGAACCUUGGCCACCUGGUGGCGCAGAGGGCGGUACACAACGCCUUGGCGAGGCGAGCUGUUGAUAUGGAAAUGGGUAUGGCAAACGUGAACUCGACAGGUUCGACGCAGCCCAGCUCGCCCAACAAGGCCCAGUCCUACAACGAGUACAUGCUCACGCUGCAGAACAAACUCGCCUCUAACUUCAACAGCGGCCCCGUGUCCCCGCAGUCUCCUCUGGAGUACAGUCCCGCGUUGUCGCCGACGCGACAGUUGCACGCGAUUGCACAUAAGCGGGAGAUAUUGGAAGGCGCGGAGGGCGUGUCCAGCGUAGAGGGUGCGGAAGGUCCGGAUGGCUCGGAGGCGGAGGGGUCUCACGCGGCGCGCGUGGCGCAUCUCGAACAUGAGCUUAGCAAGAUUAGCUCCUACUACAAACACGCUGCGCCCAAGGACGCGUUCGGCGAGCACGGCGCGGAGGUGUUGACGGGCGACAUCGCUGGCACCGCCGUCCCUACUUACGACGAAGAAAAAGACGGUCGAUGGGUGGUGUCCCGCGCGACGCCAUUGCGCAGCUACGCUCUGUGCAGGCUACUGCCCGAACACGCGCAUCUCGCGCAUGGGAAAGAGAAACUCGACCUAUCACAAACGCAGUUCGCGGGCGAAACGGACGAGUUAUCCUGCGAUAACACGUCGCUUUGCGAGGAGGGCGUCGAGGCGGGCGAGGCGGGGGCGCGAGGCGAGGCCGAGGCGGACGUGGGCGAAAGCGAGGCGGAGGACUGUGAGACGUAUGUGCUGACGGACAGGGCGCGAGCGAGGUGCUACGUGCUGGAGGAUGCGCUCGCCUCCCGCCGGCAUACCAUCCUCGACCCCGCGCCGCGACUCGCUACAUCAAAACAGAGUCCCUCAGAAGUAGCAGAAGAAAGAGAUAGAAGCUACCUGAUCCUGGACACUAUUCGGGAUAUGACGUGUACGGUCAUUGACCGCACGCUGGCCCUAGACGAGGAAUUCCUGCCUUUUGUGGAGAAGAGGUAUCAGCCCGCGCCCGUUGAAGGGGAAAAGGUCUCCGUAAGCGAAGAGCUAGGCAAAUGGCGGGAAGUUGAAGGAAGCGGGUGGGUGGAGGGGGGUUGCGCGACGGGUGCCAACCCCCCGCGGUUAUUGCGUGACGCAGUGGCCGCCGACCUGCGGGCCGACCUCUUCAUCGAUGAGGCGCUCACCGACAAAGCGCUGUGCCGGCAGCUGGUGCUGGUGAGCGUGCGCGCGGCACGCUCGUGACGCGUGACGUCACACCACACACAUACAUACACGCUCUAUUUAUUGUGCUGUACGCGCGUACUGUAACAUAACGCCACUAUACAUAACAUGUCUAUACUAUACUAUAUCAUUACAACGUUACGUUCAUUCAUUCAUUAAAUAAAUAAAUAUUCAUAUGUGAUAUCCUGAA